AUGUGCAUCACCUGGUUACAGGGUUCAGGAUCCUCGGCGAGGAUCCUUGAGACAGGGGGGGAAACUUGUUACGGGGUAACAACGAAUCGAGAGAACUCCAUCGAGUUCGACGGAUUAGGAAGGAGAACGGCGGGAGUUGGAGGCAGUGCUGCAAGGAGACACGAUCCAUUAGCACCAGAGCCCCUAGAUUUCCACGAGACCUCCAUCGAGUUCGACCCAACCUGCGACCUAGUCGUCGUGUUUCCAGUACCGUUACAUGUGGCCGGCCCAUCACGUCUCCCGGCUGUUCCUCCUUCGUCUUCCCGCCGUCCUUCGGCCUCUCGUCCUUCGGCGCCACGUCCGUCCUCUCCAGUGGUAGCUUCUCCUCCGGCUCACAGCACCCGAAGUCGGCGUCCUUCUGUUCCUCCGGCCGCUUCGGCGGCCCCUCCCGUCACCCCUCCCUCUGCUUCCCAGAAGACACCGAAGUCUUCUUUAAAGAAAUCAAAAGGGAAAUCUAAAGGGAAGGAGGUUGCCUUCAAUGAUGGUGAUGUGGAAGGUGAAGAUACUCAGCGUGCUGGUCCCUCUGCUCCCCGGUUGUCCCUCGUCCACCCUCGUAUCUCCCUGGACGUCCGUAUUCCUGAGGACGAAAAGGAAUUCGCCACUUAUCGUUCUCUCGUCCUCGGUCUCACUACUCAGCUUGAGGCCGCCCGAAAUGAUACAUCUCUCCUGCUCAACUUCUCUUCUCGUCAAGCUAACGCUUUAAACAAUCUUACUGCGGCGUUAGUAGAUGUAGUCAACGCUGGGGCUCUGGACGACGAAGCAAGGACAAGGUUAGCGGACGUCUCUCGCCGAAGCCUUACUGAGAUAGCCGAUGUUCGCCGAAGACUGUUCGACACCCCCUUCCUAGUCACUCCUAUGGCGUAUGAGCCACCACCGUCCCUUGACUGGUUAGGUCGCCGUAGUAGUUCUCGUGUCCCAGCUUCCGCCCAGACUGCUCUCGACCUCCUCAGUCUUCCCUUCGAGUGUCUACGGACCAUACGUUCUCUGUGGAGGACUCCGAGCAUGCAAGCUGCUCGAGAUGUCCAGGACUUCGGUGACUUCUUUGGGGCUAUGAAUCGGGCAUGGAAUGCUUCUCUCUCUACUGCGUUCCCGUCUGAGACUCUCGAUCUACCUUCGGUCAUCGGUAGCCUCCACACCAAUCCCGCGGGACCGAGUAGAUCGAAGGAGAAAGGAAAAGGAAAAGGUAAGGGUAAGAGUAAGGACAACCCUUCGCAGUCGCCCCUCCUUCGGCUUAGUAGGGUGAAGUUCGUGGAACUUCGCCAAUAUGUCAUCAGCUCCAUCGACGUUCUCCACUGGUUCCCAUGA
Tremella mesenterica DSM 1558 is the source of this 1344-nucleotide messenger RNA. RefSeq lists its product as uncharacterized. Lineage: Eukaryota; Fungi; Basidiomycota; Tremellomycetes; Tremellales; Tremellaceae. The record is from RefSeq and is a predicted model, not a curated record. The transcript is spliced from 3 exons. The coding region runs from base 1 to 1344 and encodes 447 amino acids.